Molecule: messenger RNA, 204 nt
Organism: Fulvia fulva
Lineage: Eukaryota; Fungi; Ascomycota; Dothideomycetes; Mycosphaerellales; Mycosphaerellaceae
Exons: 2
Coding region: 1-204 (67 amino acids)
Source: RefSeq, a predicted model, not a curated record
AUGUCGUCCGAGUCGAAAGGCAAAGGCGUACUUUUCUCCUUCACCAGCUUGCUGCUCUUCUUGGUUUGGGGCAUGUGGAAGCACAGCAACGACGAGCGUGUCACCAAAGCCAAGAAAGCAAGCGCCGAGUAUCGUGAGCAGCAGAAGAAGUCGGGACGCAAGUCGGUCCUGCCGGCUGACUUUAAGGGUUCCUACUACUCGUAA